Sturnus vulgaris (Common starling) is the source of this 2199-nucleotide messenger RNA. It is a transcript of the gene TRIL, whose product is annotated as TLR4 interactor with leucine rich repeats. Gene Ontology annotation, molecular function: protein binding. The record is from RefSeq and is a predicted model, not a curated record. NCBI's taxonomy places the organism in Eukaryota, Metazoa, Chordata, Aves, Passeriformes, Sturnidae. Gene Ontology annotation, cellular component: extracellular matrix.
AUGGGGGCGCCGCGCCGGGUCCGCCUGAUGGUGCUGCCGCGGGUGCUCUGGGGCUCCGUCCCCCUCAUCCUGCUGCUGCUGCUGCCCGCGGCCGAACCCAUCUGCCCCGAGCCAUGCGACUGCCAGCAGCACCAGCACCUCCUCUGCACCAACCGGGGCCUGCGCUCCGUGCCCAAGACUGCCGAGCCGCAGGAUAUCCUCACCUACAGCCUCGGGGGCAACUUCAUCGCCAACAUCUCCGCCUUCGACUUCCACCGCCUGGCGGGGCUCCAGCGCCUGGACCUGCAGUACAACCGGAUCCGCUCGCUGCACCCCAAGGCCUUUGAGCGCCUGGAGCGGCUGGAGGAGCUCUACUUGGGCAACAACCUGCUGCCAGCGCUGGCCCCUGGCACGCUCAGCACCCUGGCUAAGCUGCGCAUCCUCUACGUGAACGCCAACGAGAUCGGCCGCCUCAGCGCUGCCUCCUUCUCUGGCCUCGACAGCCUCGUCAAGCUGCGACUCGAUGGCAAUGAGCUGGGCUCGCUGGGCGAUUCCACUUUCUCAGGGCUGCCAAACUUACUCUAUCUGCACCUGGAGUCCAACCGCAUCCGCUGGCUGAGUCGCGGUGCCUUCACUGGCCUGGCCAAGUUGCGCUUCCUCGACCUCUCAGGGAACCAGCAGAGCUCCCUUCGCCACUCAGACAUCUUUGGGCCGCUGCGCUCCCUUCACACCCUGCUGCUGGCCAGCAACAGCCUGCGGCAGCUGACAGGGGGGCUCUUCCAGCACCUGCCCGGCUUGGCAAAGCUCUCACUCAGUGGCAACCGACUCUCUCACCUGGCCCCGGAUGCUUUCAGGGGGCUGGGCUCGCUGAAGGAGCUGCGCCUGGAGGGGAACCUGCUGAGCCACCUACCUGCCACCCUACUGGAGCCGCUGGACAGCCUGGAGGCACUGGAUCUGAGCCGCAAUGCACUGACCGCCCUGCACCCGGCUGCCUUCCGCCGCCUCGGCCGCUUGCGGGAGCUCAGCCUGCGGGACAACGCACUGGCCACACUCCCUGGAGAGCUCUUCGCCUCUAGCCUGGCUCUCUACCGCCUGGAGCUGGAGGGCAAUGCCUGGAGCUGCGACUGCCGUCUUCGCGGCCUCAAGCGCUGGCUGGCGGCCUGGCACUCCCAGGGCCGCCUGCUCACCGUCUUCGUGCAGUGCCGCCUGCCACCCGCCCUGGCCGGCAAGUACCUCGACUACCUGCAGGAUGCCCAGCUGCCGCUGCCGCAGGACGGCGGCCCCUGCCCCGAUGGCGCCUCUCCCUCCCCGCCAUCCCCCGAGGGACUUGGUGGCAACAACAGUGCAGCGGGGCUGCCCCCAGGGCCACCGCCGGCCGCCUCCACCGCCCGCCUGACGAUGGGGCUGCCCAUGGCCGCCAGCCCCACGCCGGCACCGCUGCCCAGUGCGGCAGCGUGGCCCCGGCGGGCCGCUGCCGCCGGGAUCCCGCCGCUGGUGUCCGACCCGUGCGACUUCAACAAGCUGUUCCUGCACAACCUGUCGGUGGAGGCGGUGGGCUCCAGCUGGGUGACGGUGCGCUGGGCCGUGCGGCCGCACCGCAGCCCCCGCCUGCUGGGGCCGGCGCGAUUCCGCCUCCUCUUCGACCGUUUCGGCGCCGCCGUCAAGUUCCAGCGCUUCGUGUACCUGCCGGAGCGCGGGGAGCCGGCGGCCACGCUGCGGGAGCUCCGCCCGGACACCCCCUACCUCGUCUGCGUCGAGGGCGUCCUGGGCGGCCGCGUGUGCCCGGUGGCGCCGCGGGACCACUGCGCCGGCCUGGUCACCCUGCCCGAGGGCGGCACCGCGGCGGCGGCGGGCGGGCCCCGCGGCCCCGACCAGCAGCUGCUCACGCUGGUGCUGCUGGCGGUGAACGCGCUGCUGUUGCUGGCGGCUCUGGCCGCCUGGGCCGCCCGCCUGCUGCGCAAGAAAGUGCUGGGCCGUCGGCGUCGGAAGGCGGCCCCGGUCCACGUGCGGCAGCUCUACUCCACACGCCGCCCGCUCCGCUCCAUGGGCACCGGAGUCUCCGCCGACUUCUCGGGCUUCCAGUCCCACCGGCCGCCCCGCGGCGCCGCCGCCUGCGCCCUCAGUGAGGCCGACCUCAUCGAGUUCCCCUGCGAGCGCUUCAUGGACAGUGGCGGUGGCCGGCACGGGGACGAGCACCUGCUGCAGCGCUUCGCCGACUGA